Heterotrigona itama is the source of this 1253-nucleotide messenger RNA. The record is from the annotation of a GenBank genome assembly. NCBI's taxonomy places the organism in Eukaryota, Metazoa, Arthropoda, Insecta, Hymenoptera, Apidae.
AUGGCGUCUAUGCACAAUUUUUCGAACAUAGAUAAACUAAAUGACAAAAAUUAUGGUUUGUGGAAAGUGCAUAUGAAAAGCGUUCUCGUGAACAACGAUUUAUGGUCAGUCAAAACGGAACAAAACGAGGUAGAAUGGACAAGGAAAAAUGUAAAGGCACUUGCAUUAAUUAAUAUAAGUAUAACACAAGGUCAAUUCAUAUAUGUAAAAAAGGCUAAUACAUCAAAAGAGGCAUGGCAGAAAUUAGAAGAUGCGUUUGAAUCAAAAGGUCCCAUGAGAAGAACGACGCCAAACAAGGAGUGUGUUCCUAUGCAGAAACAAACGAAUACAAACAUGACGCAAUACGUGAACGAAUACGAGCACAAAGCCGAACAAAUUCAAGCGGCAGGCAUAACACAAAAGAAGAAAACAUAGAAGAGGAAGUAGGGAAAUAUCAAGAUACACAAGGAGAAGAAGCGAAAUGCGAAGAGACAGACGAAACACCGGUAUUUAGAAAUGAACGUUUUCAGCGGAUGUGGAAGAUCAAAAAUGUUAAGGACCGGAAAGAAGCAAGAAAACUUUUCCAAUUAAAAGAAUCGUGUCCAUAUAACGUAAAUGAAAUAUUGGAAAGGGAAAUUUCUGAUUUAUAACUGAGUGCAAUGAAUAUUGAAUAUGAAAUAUUGUGCAGAAAUAAAAUGUGGGUACUCGUUUCGAGACCGAAAAACAAGAAAGUUCACACUAUUCGAUUGGUGUUCAAAAUAAAACAAAACGAAAACGGUUCUGUAAAUAAGUGCAAAGCAAGAUAAGUCGUAAGAGGAAAUACACAACGUAAAGGAAUAGUCGAAAAAGUUUUCGCACAUGUUGCACGGUAUGAAUUAAUAAGAACAUUGUUGGCAGAAGCUGUAAAUUGUGAAAUGUACGUACAUCUCGUGGAUGCCAUAUCAGCAUAUGUUCAAGCAGAUAUAGCCGACGAAGUAUAUAUGAAACAGCCCGAAUUAUUUGUGAAGUUAGGAGAAGAAAAAAAAGGUUUGUAAGUUACGAAAAACCAUUGUAUUGACUGAAACAAUCUGGAUGGAACAAAAGUGAAACAAAAAGAUAAAUAAUUAUGUUUUAAAGAAAGGAGCCUAUAGCACAGAAGCAGAUCUCGGUGUACAUGUUUUUGGGAAAAAUGAAAAAAGGAUUAUAAUGAUUAUUUAUGCAGGUAAUAUAAUAUUAGUUUCAGAAAGUUUAGAAAAAUUAAAUGAAAUAAAAUAUUAAAGGCAGAAUUAGAAUGA